Messenger RNA from Adelges cooleyi (spruce gall adelgid), 1774 nucleotides. RefSeq names its product CCR4-NOT transcription complex subunit 7-like. Bases 274 to 1437 code for a protein of 387 amino acids. Gene Ontology annotation, cellular component: CCR4-NOT core complex; CCR4-NOT complex; P-body. Gene Ontology annotation, molecular function: nucleic acid binding; poly(A)-specific ribonuclease activity. The record is from RefSeq and is a predicted model, not a curated record. The transcript is spliced from 4 exons. Lineage: Eukaryota; Metazoa; Arthropoda; Insecta; Hemiptera; Adelgidae.
CUGUACUUUAAAGUUCGAACAAAAAAAAAAAAAAACAAUAUUGUUUAUUUUAAAUAGGUCUUUUUUUUUAAACAAUAACUGUACUAGUUUUAACUACAUUCUUGUUCAGUAUCAAAUCUGCAAGUAACAAUAAGUAAAUAUUCCUUGCUUCAAUUGAGUUUAAAGAAUAAUAACAAGAAAUAGCCCAUUAAGACAUGUUGUCUACAGUUAUGACUAAUGACAUUCACUGGGGUCGUUAAACAUUAAGUCAGUAUCUGUGACCAAUCAGUCCCAAUGAAAAAUAGUACAGCUUUGGUGAAAACAGUAGAAAAUGUACAAAAGUUAAAACGAAUUUGGGCUAAACAAAGAGAAGAACAGCAAACAGAAUUCAAUACAGAAGCACGGAAUACAGUACGACGAACAUUAUUCAUAGAGCAGUCAUCUGAUUUAGAGAGCAAUGAUAAUAUUUUGACCAACUCCAAUGAAAACAAUCUUAGUUUGGCGGCUUCAUAUGCGUCUGAUAACAAUUUGAAUAAAAAAACUGUCGGUAACAUGCCUGCUAAUAGUCAAACACCACCUGCCAAGGAAAUCAAAGAACGGGAGCCGGAAGUUAAGUUGGGAGUUGGAGCUGAUUGCGGAAUCAAAGACGUUUGGGCUCAUAAUUUAGAAGAGGAGUUUGCUGCAAUACGAAAAUUGUUGCCCAAGUAUUGUUACGUGGCCAUGGACACUGAGUUUCCUGGAGUGGUAGCCCGACCUAUUGGUGAUUUUAAAACGACCGCUGAUUAUCUGUAUCAACUGUUACGGUGCAAUGUCGAUUUGUUAAGAAUCAUUCAAUUGGGGCUUUCGUUUUUUGAUGAAGAUGGCAAAACACCGACGGGACCCUAUACGACAUGGCAAUUCAACUUUAAGUUCAAUCUAUCCGAAGACAUGUACGCUCAAGACAGCAUUGAACUAUUGACAAAUUCUAGAAUUCAGUUUAAGAAGCACGAGGAGUUUGGAAUUGAACCAUUAGUUUUUGCCGAAUACAUAAUAACGUCCGGUUUGGUGUUGAUCGACAAUAUCAAAUGGAUGACAUUCCAUAGCAGUUUUGAUUUCGGUUACCUGGUAAAAGUGCUGACAGACGAGAAGUUGCCGCAAGAAGAGUCUGAUUUUUUUGACAUGUUCUCGUUGUAUUUUCCCUGUGUUUACGAUAUCAAGUAUUUGAUGAAAAGUUGCAAGAACCUAAAAGGCGGUCUGCAAGAAGUCGCCGACCAACUAGAGUUGAAACGAAUUGGACCACAACAUCAAGCCGGCAGUGACUCACUGUUAACGGGCAUGGCAUUUUUCAAAAUAAGAGACAUGUACUUUGAAGGGAUGAUUGAUAGUAAAAAAUAUUGCGGCCAUUUGUACGGAUUGGGCAUUACUACAUUGAAUAAUGGCCAAAUACGGUACGAUAAUAAUGACCCUCCACCUAAUUGAAAAAUAUCAGUAUCGUAAAAUCUAUAAAAAAAUUAAGUACAAUAGAGUUUUUUAUUUUUACUGACCUCAUUUAUUUGGCAUCCAUUAAUUUUAUAUUGUCUACCAAUAUUGUGAGUUUUUUAAUCUAAGAAAAAAAUUAUUAUUAUUUUAUCGAGAACUUUUUUUCUUAAUAUUUGUUUAUAAAAACUAAAUUCGCCAAAUUUGAAAUGUAUUUUGAAAAAGAAAAUAUUGGACCUCACUUAGUAUAAACACAGAUUAGAUAAAACUAUCUAAUUUUAUCUAAUCUGUGGUAUGAAUUUGUAUGUUAAGGAAAUAAAAGAAACAUAUUGUUUUUUUA